This is a messenger RNA of Prorocentrum cordatum, 1696 nucleotides long. The record is from the annotation of a GenBank genome assembly. NCBI's taxonomy places the organism in Eukaryota, Dinophyceae, Prorocentrales, Prorocentraceae.
GCGCCUGCUCGAGGCUCGCUCGUCUGAGCCCAAGGAUUUGGCCCGUGCGGCAGCCAGUGCGGUCGGCCGGCUGCCGACAGUUGCCGCGAAUUUUCACGCGAGCGCGGCGAAGGCAUUCUUCAAGCGCGCGCUCAAAACCUUCAAUAUCCCAGAGUCGAUCGACGCGGACUCUGACGCAACACUAAUGGUUCUGCUGUUCGAAUUUGGUGCCGGGGCACUGAGCGCCAAGAACGCAGUAGCCGGCUGCACAUCAGUUUUGAACGAGAUCGCCCUCGACAAUGCAGAGCUUGCUCUGCGUUUUGUCGUGAAUUACGCGUACUCUCCCAUCGAGCAGAUCGUGAUGCUUUUAGGCCAGAAGGCCAAAGUCGACUCGGUAGCUCAUGCCUUUUGUUCCGAGGCCGCGAAGAGAACGCCGGCGGAUCACAGAGCAAGGCUGCGCAACUUCGGAGCACGCCAGUUCAGCUCAGGUUUGCACAUGGCGUAUUCUGGUUUGAACUUCAUUCGCACUCUUCGCAGGGCUCGUAUACGACGGCGCCUUGUUGCAUUUGCGGAGAAGUGGGCGCACGUAGUAUCGGGGCUUCAGCGUCCCCGUGUGGUGGGCGUCUCGGUCGCGAGCGCUGACAUCAUGGCCAUCGGGGACAGUAUCCCGGACUAUGUGGCCGUGGCUGUUCAGAAGAACCAGGUGAAGAUGGCAGGUAAGUAUAACAGCAUGGACUGUAUGCGGUGUUUUAUGCACAUGCUUGAGUUUUGCAUGGGCUGCGCGCCCACGGAGUAUACCGAGGAGCUGCAUCAGUGGUUUCUGAAGCGGCAGUAUCGGAAGUCUGGACGCGAUGCUGCGGCGGAGCUCGCGUAUUUUGGCGUGGUGUCCUGCGACAGUAUGACCACAGCAUUGGGUCGUAUGAGGAAGGCUCUAAACACCACGUCUCAAGUGAGUGCCGCGACCAUGUAUGUAUUGUUCUGCGAGACGCGGCAGGGUCUGGGUAUCAAGUACGCGAAGUCGUACACUAAGAAGAAGCUCGCGGUGCUGGUGCAGCGCGGUAUGCAGAAGCCUGCAGGCGCGGGGGCGCGGAAGAGGAGUGACGAGGAGCUGGUAUCCGCAGUGCGCGCUCGCGGCGGCUCCGAGUAUGAAAGAAUGAAAAUGCAGGGAAGGCCAGUGUUGGCGUGGGCGGAGGCAUCCAGCGUGGCGCCCGCACCGAGGCAGCCCUCGACUCCCAGGGUGGCCCGCGGGCGCCCCUGCGGAGUGGGCCACGGCGGGGCCGUGCCAGGCCCCGGCGGCCUCGGCCCCAACAGGAGGCUCGACAUGCGCAUCCGCGAGCCUCGCAUGGGCAGCCGCACGUCACGCUGGCUCUUGGCCGGAGCCUUCGCGCCGCCCGAGUUGUUGCCGGGAGUGGAGCUGGCCAGCGGCGGGGCAGUGGGCAACCAGGCGAGCGACAUCGAGGCCACCUGCGUCCAGGAUCUGCCGAGUCCUGGCCAGAACAUCUCCCGCAGGCCGCCCGUCUUCGACGAGCGUGAGAGGAUCCCGUGCUCCCUCCUGGGCCCCAGCCGGUUCGGCCGCGAGCCGGCCGAGCCCGCGCGUCCCGGUCGGCACCAUGUCGAGGUCGACGCCGUCCCGCUCCAUCUCGUAGGGGCGGCGGAGGGCAUCAAGGCCAAGGAGGUAGAGAGGGCCUCCAGCAGACUCCAGUGUGCCGUGACGGCG